UAAAGAAGAAACACAGAUUAUUAUAAAAACAAAAAAGAGGAACGAUUAGAAUAAUAUAGAAAAACGAUUGGACUCCCUCGAAUUUUCUACCCUCACCCUUUUAGAUUUAGCCAGAAUACGACGCGCACGAGGGAGUAAUAAAGAAAGAAAGAAAGAAAGAAAUAAAGAAAGAGAGACAAUUUCACCGUCUAAGAAUAACUCUUGGUACUUCUCUUUCUCUUUUUCCUUUCUCUCUCUUUCUCACUCGCAAGAAUAAGAAUAAGAAGAAGAAGAAGAAAAAUAAAAAGAAAAAGAAAUAUAAAUAUAAAUUGUUCUUUUUAUCAACGUAGUUAUAAAAAUCCCGCGGUUUUGUUUUUUUUUCUUCAAAUUAAUCGAACGAACAAAACAAAACAAAAAACGAUCGUGUAAUUGAAAUUUGAUAUUGGCGCGAUUACAUCAACUCAUUCGUAUUAUUGAUCAAAAGAGAACUUGUUUAAAAGAAAUAAAACGAUAAUAAACAAAACAAAUUAAAUAAAUAAAUAAAUAAAUAAAUAAAACAAGAAAAGAAGGAAGGUAAGAUCGAUAUCGAGUAAACACGGAUGAGGCGUAAAAGGGAGGAAGUUGUCAAACGGGGGGCGAGAGGAUUUGUGAUGCUUGGUAAUCGGGAUGGCUAGGAGGGAGGAGGAGGAGGAGGGGUUAGUGUGAGAGGAUGUCGCAAACCGCUGAUGCUGAGAGCGAGACGGGCUCCAUCUGCGACGAGGAACGCGUUAGGAAGCUUUUUCAAGCAUGCGACGGCGACGGAGAUGGUUUUAUCGACAGUCAAGAUUUGCUGACGGUAUGCAGAGAACUGAAUCUGGAAAAUUCCGUGGAAGAGUUGAUGAGGGAAUUAGGUGCGGACGAGCACGGUCGCAUAUCCUAUCAAGAGUUCCUCAGACGUCGUUUGGCACUACGACCAGAAAUCGAGGCCCUUAGGUCUGGUAAACAUAGAACUAGCCCUCAUCACACUCACACACCGGAAUAUCUUCCAACUAGCAGUGACAAUAGUCUUGGAACAGUUUCGGGAAGACAUGAGAGUUGGGAAUUCGACAGUGGUGCACGUGAUCUUUCACCGGAACCUCACACCCUACAAAAGCUCGUCGAAGCUGCUGCCGGUGGAUCUGGAAAUAUGUUGGAUCUUGCUAAUAAGCUUCAUGCAGCUGCAUUGUCAUCGUUAAGAUCCGAAGUUGCCGAUUUAAAUUCACGAUUAUUGAUAGCUACUCGUGCGAGAGAAGCUGCUGAAGUAGCUUUAGCAAGAGCAGAAGUUCAAACUGCUAAAGCUGAGCAAAGAGCUGAACAGCAGGCGGCCAGACAUGAGGAGAGACUUACCGAAUUGCAUUCUGUCAUUGCCGAGCUUGGCAGACAGUUGGAGAGGCAUCGUGCUACCGUAAUUGCCGAGGAGGAUGAGUCCGAAAUCGAAACCAGUAGGGAUGCUGAGGGAUCGAUUACGAAUCCGGUGGAGGAGAGCGAAGGGGGUGGAGAUAUUCAAGGUGAUGGUGAUAGAACCUUGGGAGAUGCCGAUUCCAGUUGCUGCGAGGAAAUUGAACAUCGUACCAAUGAGAAUGGUAGGGAACAAUUGGAUAGUCCUGCUGCUUUACCAACCCCAGAACCAACGCAACCAGCAGCAUCAUGUCAAAGUGUUGCCGUGGCUACUCUACAAGAGGAAGUUACGGCCCUUAAAGCAGAAAUCGUGAGCCUUCAAGCACAGUUGGCACAGUUUAAGAAUCAGGGACAGAAUGGCAAUCAGGGACAACUCAAUGGGGACUCCCCUCGACGAGAAAAUAAAACGAGAGGAAACACCAGCUCGCCAGAACCUCUAACCGCACCUUGCUCGCCACUCUUGCCACCCCUUCAAACACCACCGACAAAGAGCGUAACGAGGGAAGAACCGCCGAUCCUCAAGAUGGCUGAGAGAGUGAGAUUAAGGAGAACAGAUGAAAGGCAUAUCACCGGUCCCGAUAUUACGAAUCUCGGUGUUUGUUCGACCAUGGUUGCCGAGCAUCUCGUAUCUGAUCUAUUAGAACAAUCCAAUUUGCAAGAGUUAAACGGUUCGGAAAAACAAUUUGAGGUAGAAACGGAAAGAUUGAACAGUAGAUUGGAACAUGCUAGAGCUAACAACGCUGUUCUAGCUUUGACCUUACAUGAGAGUAAAGCACAAUGCGAUAGAUUGAGUUUAUUGGUUGGAAAAUACGAAUCUAAUGCAAUGGCAUUAAGAUUAGCGUUAUCCUAUAGCGAUCGUGCCAUAGAAGCUUACGAUGUUCUCGUAGCUUUAUUAGAAAGUGAAAUUGCACUUUCUACCGAACGUAAUAGCCUUACUAUCGAUAAUAGAAGAGCAGCUGAGAAUGUAGCUUAUCAUCUGUUGAACAGACUUGAAAAUGAUUGUGCUAAUGUUAUGGGUGCACCUUGGGAAGAUAGUAUUAUCUUGUCAGAUGAAUCUGAAGUAACUUGGACAGUUGAAAAUGAAGAGAGACUUAGAAGACACAUCAGCAAAUUAAAAGGUGAACGUGGUAUGGUUAGAUCAACUGCAGUAGAAUUGGAAAGUGUUCAUGUUGAACCACUUAAUUCAAAAAAUACUAUAUCUCUAGCGGAAGCUAGAAAAUUAGAUUUAGAGACUGCUGUGCUAAUGCAAGAACUAAUGGCUAUGAGAGAAGAUAAAGCAGAAUUGAGAGCAAGAGUAUUUCUUUUGGAAAAGGAAAGAGCUACGAUGGAACUGAAAUUAAAUGCACAGGAAACGCAAAUUGCAGCUCAGCAUGCUGCUAUAGAACAUCUUCAAGGACAACUUAACGAUACAGAGGCUAUGUUAUCGAUGAAUAAAGAUCGAGGUCUUAGCGAUAAUGAAAGUGAGGGUAUUGAAUCUGAACUUAUAGAAGCAUUGGGUAGAGAAGCAAGAUUGAAAGAACGUCUUCAAGAAUUAGUUUCAACAUUAGAUAAAGUAAAUAAGAAUUCUGAAUUGAGACAUCAACAAUCUGCAGAACUUGUGAACGAUUUGAAAAAAGCUAACAGCACUCUGGUACAAACGUUGGAAAAGACAAAGAAAAAAUAUCAAUCUAGAUUAAAGAAAUUAGAACAACAAAUGUUGGGAAUGGUGGAAAGACAUACAACGCAGGUUAAAUCACUGCAACAACGCAUAGCUUUGCUUGAAGAAGAAGCAUCGGUAUAUAAAGGAAGUUUACCAUUACAAUCGCAAAGCUCAGGAGCUAGUGAAACAUCUUUAUGACAAUUAAGUGACUAAUUAAAAAAUGAUCUAAACAACGUAAACGUAAUUUAUUCAAAUGCGUUUCCUGUCGUCGCGAAACGUGCGAAAUAAAGAUUAAAUUUAUGUAUUUUUUUACUCGAAUAAUUUCUUAAGCAUGACGCUUUGCUAUUCGCUUUGUAAUUUUAUGAAGAUAUAUAUAUAUAUAUAUAUUGAUAUAUCAUUCUAUUGUAGAAUACAGAAAUUUAUGCUGGGAAUUGUGACGUGCUAUGAAUACUUCGACGCGUGCAAGCUAUUAUAGUAAUAUGAUGAAUUAUAAAUAUAAAUUACUAGUAAUGUUGUUUCAUUCAUAGCAGUGAUAUUUACUUGUAAAUAUGUAUAUUGUAAGCAUAAACAGAAGUGUGAUACAUAUAAACAAUAAUUAAA
Polistes dominula (European paper wasp) is the source of this 3634-nucleotide messenger RNA. Its product is annotated as colorectal mutant cancer protein. Lineage: Eukaryota; Metazoa; Arthropoda; Insecta; Hymenoptera; Vespidae. Gene Ontology annotation, molecular function: calcium ion binding. The record is from RefSeq and is a predicted model, not a curated record.